This is a messenger RNA of Nannospalax galili (Upper Galilee mountains blind mole rat), 853 nucleotides long. RefSeq names its product dorsal root ganglia homeobox (gene Drgx). Gene Ontology annotation, molecular function: RNA polymerase II transcription regulatory region sequence-specific DNA binding; DNA-binding transcription factor activity, RNA polymerase II-specific. NCBI's taxonomy places the organism in Eukaryota, Metazoa, Chordata, Mammalia, Rodentia, Spalacidae. Gene Ontology annotation, biological process: regulation of transcription by RNA polymerase II. The record is from RefSeq and is a predicted model, not a curated record. The coding region runs from base 62 to 853 and encodes 263 amino acids. The transcript has 6 exons.
CCAAUUUGUCAGGCCGACACCCGCCCAGGUCUAGCCAACCAGGCCGACCCGACCGUCGGCGAUGUUUUACUUCCACUGCCCGCCACAGCUAGAGGGCACUGCACCCUUUGGCAACCACUCUACUGGGGAUUUUGAUGAUGGGUUUCUUCGUAGAAAACAGCGCAGGAACCGGACGACCUUCACUCUUCAGCAGCUGGAAGCUCUCGAGGCCGUCUUUGCCCAAACACACUACCCUGAUGUCUUCACCAGAGAAGAGCUAGCCAUGAAAAUAAACCUCACAGAAGCCAGAGUGCAGGUUUGGUUCCAGAACCGAAGAGCCAAAUGGAGGAAGACAGAGAGAGGAGCCUCUGACCAGGAGCCAGGGGCUAAGGAGCCCAUGGCAGAGGUGACAUCACCGCCGGUGAGGAACAUCAAUUCCCCACCCCCAGGGGACCAGACCCGGAGCAAGAAGGAGGUGCUGGAACCCCAGCAGAGCCUGGGGCGAACGGUAGGUCCUGCUGGGCCUUUCUUCCCUUCCUGCUUGCCAGGGACUCUUCUGAACACAGCCACCUAUGCCCAGGCCCUGUCACAUGUGGCUUCUCUGAAAGGGGGCCCGCUGUGCUCUUGCUGUGUCCCAGAUCCCAUGGGUCUCUCCUUCCUCCCCACUUACGGCUGCCAGAGUAACCGCACGGCUAGCGUGGCCGCCCUUCGUAUGAAGGCCCGUGAGCACUCAGAAGCCGUCCUGCAGUCCGCCAACCUCCUGCCAUCCACCAGCGGCAGCCCCACCCCUGCAGUCAAGCAGGCACCCCCCGAGGGCAGCCAGGACAAGACCCCACCAACCAAGGAACAGAGCGAGGGAGAGAAGAGUGUAUGA